CAUCAAGGGAAGGAAGUAAGAGAAAGGCGAAGCGACUGGUAUAUUACCAGAAUUUUCUUGCACGACUUUCAAAUAUCUUGCAAGCAUUCAAUUUUUAUCACUUUUUCUCCCUCCUUCCCAAAAGCCAUCGCACGCAUUAAAAAAGCGGGAGUGACGACUGGGUACGAGUCUGGUGAUUGGUUAUAUUUUUGUUCGAUUGGCUCCGUUCCAAAAUGACUUCAUUUCAUUUGGGAUGUUUUGUGCUAUAACGUAAGACUGCAAAUAAUGAAUAAUCUAGUGAUUAUCAAGAAAGGCAUUCGUAAUAUGUAUAGAAGUCCAUAGAAUACGAUUUGCAAGCGGGUUCAGUUUCUAACCACAUAAACAACCGCCACUAUUAGUAAUUGUAUUAGCAUAUCGGCGAGGGGAUCUUAUGCGGAAGUCAAGCGAGUAAACAAUACCAGAAUAUAUUCUCGUAACAUAUAUAUUUUUAUGAACACUUUCGCUAUCUACUGUACACUUCAUUGUACAUUGUGAACUCAGGGCCCCAAAAUCUUAGAAAAAAAUGAUCACAGCAAUUGUACAUCUGGUUGCCUUUUUAGUUGAGAACUGCACUGGUGUUGCUAUAACAGAAACGCAAGGAAAACAAACUGAUUUUGAACAGGGGACAAAUUUACAGUCAUCAUUGCUGGAAGAACCCAAGUCAUGUCCUCUACAAGACUUCAUAACGCUUGAUCCAGAAGACGUUAUAUUCCAAGAGUUUGAUCCCCCAAAAUACCUUGAAAAUGAACCUCAAGCAUGGAAAAUAAACUUGCCAACAUUCAAGAAGUCUUUCUGGGAGUGUCUGAAGACGGUGUUGCUGAUCCAAGGACUAGCUGUACCACUUACUGGAAUCAUAGCUGUCAUUGUUAUUUUUUUGGAUUUCCAUACAGCUGAAUGGUGCUAUGAUGAAAGUUGGACUAAGAUUCCUAAGAAUGUGCAACGCCUAAAGAUUACUGUUAAAUGCUUGGAGUGCUUCUUAAUCCAAGUGUGGGAUUUUUUCUUUCUCUGUAUAUUGUUUCCAUUCUCAUUGAUCAGGGAACUUAACGUGCACACACUCAUUCUAGCAGGGUGCUUUUUGGACGUGGUAUUAAGACUGUAUAUUCAAAUGUAUGGAGUUUUUAAAGGCCCUUGGUUGUCAAUUCCACUGGACUCCAUGUUCGGGUUUAUAAUGAUGGUAAAUCACUAUCGCUUGGCUCGUCACCUUCAUCCGCAUUCCAUGAAGGAUGCUUUGAAGUUUCACUUUGUUAUUACUUUGCAGUUGUUUCUUGCAGUCCCUGUCUGGUUUGUCUUGGUUUAUGAAAUGAUUCCAUUUUAUCUCCAUCGACAGAAGAGUACAAAAUUAAUCAUUGCUGCGUUAUACCCCCUUUUGACUCUUAUUCCAAAAGCAGUUUCUCGCCUCGCAGCACAGAGCGACAUCUUGAAAGAGGUCAUUCACCCGGGUAGUGCUCACAUCCUCGUUGCAGUAACAUAUGGUGUUUCAGCUGUUGUAUUUCGCGUGUUGCAAGCAGAACUAACAAGCAGCAUUGGUCUCUUCAUAGCUCUGGGAAUAGCUCAUGCCAUCAUAGAUCUUCUGGAGAGGAUUACUAUUACAAUGAGAGAUCAUAUCUGGGAGCAUUUGUAUCGCUUGGUGCGACGACAAGGAAGUAAACAACCAAAGUACCGCAGUCUAAGAAGCAGGCGUUUGAUAGCUGAUGUCAGCAUCCAGAUCAUGAUGCAUGAAGCAAGUGCUCUGAUGAUUGGGUUAGGAUUCUUUAACAUCUACCAAUUUAUCUAUGGUAGAAGAUCUUACACAAUCUAUCAGUGCAUAACAGACUUCCUAACGGGUACAAGUAUUGGCCUCGCAAUCGACAUGACCAUUAACACGCUGUCUCUCUUGAUCCAAACUCGACUCAUCAACUUGCCCGUCAACAGAGUAUGGAAGAAGAAAUGGCGACAUCAUAUUCUAGCUAACAGUCUCAUCGCUUACAUCUCUGUUCUUUUCUUUAGUGAGCACUUAUUUCAGGUAAUCCGAGAUAAAUACGACUCCCAUCUAGGUUUUGAUGUACUCCACGGACUCAAUUGUUCUUUUCCAAUUUUUCUGUAAUCAAGCUCGCAUGUUUGGCACAUAUUUGUUUUUUAGCUUGCUAGUUUUUAUAUAAGUGUGUAUAUUUGUAUCCAUUACUGUAGAUAUUUAGUAUUGUAAGAGCCAAAUUUGUUGUUUGGAUAUUGCUAAUAAACCGUUAUUAUUAUUA
Actinia tenebrosa (Australian red waratah sea anemone) is the source of this 2249-nucleotide messenger RNA. RefSeq lists its product as uncharacterized. Lineage: Eukaryota; Metazoa; Cnidaria; Anthozoa; Actiniaria; Actiniidae. The record is from RefSeq and is a predicted model, not a curated record.